UAACAUGCCCACCUGUGCUCACUUUAUUAAUUAGAUAGCUAAUGAAAUUACUAAUUAUUUAGAGAAUUUUCUGUUAUAAUCCGUUAAUUUUUUCUACGAAUUAUGACUAGGACUUCAUAUUUGGAAGGUGGACAGUGCACAUUGUUUGUGUCAUUGCAAAAUGCAAUUAUGGUUGUUCAGUGUAUUUCUUUUCGUACCUGCAUUAGGGGAGGACUUCCCAUCAUUGAUAACUGCGAAUGCAUCGAUAGCCGUAGUACUAGAUCGUCAGUACCUCGGCGAACAAUACCAGUCUAUACUGGACGACCUGAAGGACUACAUCAAGGAGCUGGCAAGGGUUGACCUCAAGCACGGCGGAGUCGUUGUACAUUAUUUCUCAUGGACUACAAUCAGUCUUAAGAAAGGUUUUAUAGCAGUCUUCAGUAUAGCAUCAUGCGAAGAUACAUGGUCCUUAUUCUCCAGAACGGAAGAAGAGGAUUUACUUCUAUUUGCCUUAACAGAGGUGGACUGUCCACGGCUCCCACUGAACGCAGCUAUCACCGUCACUUACACUGAACCUGGUGAAGAGUUACCGCAGAUACUCCUCGAUUUGAGGACUACAAGGGCAUUUAAGUGGAAAUCAGCGGCCAUAUUGCAUGACGACACUUUGAGUCGCGACAUGGUGUCUCGGGUGGUGCAAGCUCUGACAUUGCAAAUUGAGGAUGAUAGUGUACCGUCCAUAUCAGUCACGGUGUUCAAGAUGAAGCACGAGGUAAAUGAAUAUUUGAGGCGCAAAGAAAUAUACCGUGUUUUAUCCAAAUUACCUGUCAAAUACAUAGGUGAAAAUUUUAUAGCGAUAGUAACCUCUGAUGUGAUGACAACCAUGUCAGACACGGCCAGGGAGUUGUCCAUGUCACAUACUCUGGCACAGUGGUUGUACGUCCUCUCAGAUACAAACCGUCAUAAUGGAAACUUAUCUAACCUGGUCAACACUUUGUAUGAAGGGGAGAAUAUAGCUUUCCUUUAUAAUAUUACAGAUGAUAAUCCUAAAUGUAAGAAUGGUAUAUUGUGCUACAGUCAAGAGAUGAUGAGUGCAUUCAUAUCAGCUUUGGAUACAGCAAUUCAAGACGAGUUCGACAUAGCCGCCCAGGUCUCCGACGAGGAGUGGGAAGCUAUCAGGCCCACUAAGAUUCAAAGACGAAAUAUGCUUCUAAAACACAUGCAGCAAUAUCUGGCCGUUAAAGCCGAGUGCGGUAACUGUACUACGUGGAGGGCGCUGGCGGCGGACACUUGGGGUACCACUUACUCACUCCUAUCCGACACACCAGAGCAGGAAGUAAAGGCUGUAGAAAAUAUUACCACUCCUGUAAUAGAGAAGAUCGAUUUGAUGCAAGUCGGAUACUGGCGGCCUAUGGAUGCCAUGAGGUACGACGAUGUUUUGUUCCCACACGUGGAACAUGGAUUUAGAGGGAAACAGCUACCCAUUAUUACAUAUCAUAACCCUCCGUGGACUAUAUUGCAGGUAAAUGAAUCCGGCGCAGUCUCCGGAUAUAGAGGGCUUAUGUUCGACAUUGUCGAACAGUUGGCUAAAAACAAGAAUUUUUCGAUUAAAAUCUUACUGCCGAGUAAUAUAAAGAAAGAUUUCUCAAACGAGUCCAUCACAGAGAUAAUGAGUGAGAGCUCGCAGCUAGCAUUAUCAGUGGUGGCGAAAGGUCAGGCUGCCCUAGCUGCGGCAGCCUUCACCAUUGUACCUGACCGAAAUCCAGGUAUAAACUACACGAUACCAGUGAGCACACAGCCGUACGCGUUCCUGAUAGCGCGCCCGAGGGAACUCAGCAGAGCUAUGUUGUUUUUGCUUCCAUUUACUACUGAUACGUGGCUCUGUCUAGGACUAGCUGUAAUACUUAUGGGGCCUACUCUAUUCGUGGUGCAUCGCAUGAGUCCGUACUAUGAGGCCAAAGAGAUUACGCGUCAAGGCGGACUGGCUACCAUACACAACUGUCUAUGGUAUGUGUACGGGGCUCUCUUACAACAAGGUGGUAUGUACUUGCCGCGAGCCGACAGCGGGCGUUUGGUCGUUGGCACGUGGUGGUUGGUAGUUCUGGUGGUGGUCACCACGUACUCCGGAAACCUGGUCGCGUUCCUCACAUUCCCCAAACAAGAGGUGCCGGUGACGACCAUUGCUGAACUCUUGGAGAAUAGUGACACGUACACCUGGUCGAUCACUAAAGGAUCCUAUUUGGAGAAUGAAUUGAAGAAUUCCGACGAGCCGAAAUACAAGGCUCUACUGAAGGGCGCCGAAUUAAUUUCAGAUAUAAAAGGAACGAAUGCUACUUCCAUUUUAGAAUCAAAUCUGUUAAGCCGCGCUCGCGAGCAGCGCCACGUGAUCGUCGACUGGAAGCUGCGACUUGCGUAUCUCAUGAGAGCAGACUACCUCGCCAAGGACACCUGCGACUUUGCUCUCAGUGCAGAUGAAUUUUUGGACGAACAAGUUGCAAUGAUUGUGCCCGCUGGGAGUCCCUACCUUCCUGUUAUUAAUAAGGAGAUAAAUCGCAUGCAGAAGGCUGGUCUCAUCAGUAAGUGGCUGUACGCGUACUUACCGAAGAGGGACCGCUGCUGGAAGACGUCGUCGGUGGCGCAGGAGGUCAACAAUCACACGGUCAAUUUGAGCGACAUGCAAGGGUCCUUCUUCGUGUUAUUUCUUGGAAUCUUCUCCGGGACUUCGGUGUUGGUGUUCGAAUUCUUAUACAACAGGCGCAAGAAGCGAACAGAGAAUGUUAUAAUCAAACCUUACGUAGAAUAAAACAUUUAUAAGUGAAACGACU
Galleria mellonella (greater wax moth) is the source of this 2801-nucleotide messenger RNA. RefSeq names its product ionotropic receptor 93a (gene Ir93a). Bases 161 to 2779 code for a protein of 872 amino acids. NCBI's taxonomy places the organism in Eukaryota, Metazoa, Arthropoda, Insecta, Lepidoptera, Pyralidae. Gene Ontology annotation, cellular component: membrane. The transcript has 19 exons. Gene Ontology annotation, biological process: monoatomic ion transport. Gene Ontology annotation, molecular function: ligand-gated monoatomic ion channel activity; signaling receptor activity. The record is from RefSeq and is a predicted model, not a curated record.